Naumovozyma dairenensis CBS 421 is the source of this 639-nucleotide messenger RNA. It is a transcript of the gene ERP5, whose product is annotated as Erp5p. The coding region runs from base 1 to 639 and encodes 212 amino acids. Gene Ontology annotation, cellular component: endoplasmic reticulum; endoplasmic reticulum-Golgi intermediate compartment; COPII-coated ER to Golgi transport vesicle. The record is from RefSeq and is a predicted model, not a curated record. Lineage: Eukaryota; Fungi; Ascomycota; Saccharomycetes; Saccharomycetales; Saccharomycetaceae. Gene Ontology annotation, biological process: Golgi organization; intracellular protein transport; endoplasmic reticulum to Golgi vesicle-mediated transport. The transcript has a single exon.
AUGCUACUACAGCAGCUCCGGGUUUUUACACUUUUAUUAUCACUGGCUUCCUUUGGUUCAUGUAUUUAUUUUUAUGCCAAUUCUGGUGAAGUAAGGUGCUUUUAUGAAAACUUAUCAAGUGGUCAAUUAUUAAUAGCGGAUAUUGACACAUCUGUGGAGAAAAAUGGUAUAUAUGAAGAAGAUCAAGAUGUUACGGUAUCAAUUAGUGUGGAUGAAACAUUUGAUAAUAAUCAUCGUGUUUUAAAUCAAAAGAAUUCACAUACGGGGGAUUUUGCAUUUACUGCCCUAGAUGAUGGUGAACAUAGAGUUUGUUUCACGCCUUAUUUUGCUGAUACUAAAUCUAAGAUAAGAGUAUUUGUUGAAUUAGAAAUAGAUCAUGUAAGUUCUUUGGAUAGUCAAAGGAAAGAAGAUGUUGAAUCAAUGAAGAGAAGGACAUCCCAAUUGAUAGGCAGAUUGAAUAAAAUACGUCAAGAACAGAAAGAAAUCAGAGAAAAUGAGGCAAUCUUUAGAGAUGAGAGUGAAGCUGCCAAUAGUAAGAUUAGAUUUUGGUCAAUUUUACAAGUCAUUGUUUUAAUCGUUAUUUGUUGGUUCCAAUUGGGUUACUUGAGGAAUUUUUUCAUUAAACAAAAAGUCUUAUAG